AUGGCGUCGACUAUCCGAGUGGCCGCCUGCCAUGCCGCACCAGUCUUUCUAUCAGCGCAGGAGACAACUAAGAAAGCCGUUGCUUUAAUCAAGCGAGCCGCCACUCACGGAGCCAAUCUAGUUGUCUUUCCCGAAACAUACAUAGCGGCCUUCCCGAUAUGGAGCGCAUUGCGUGCACCCACAGAGAACCAUGACUUUUUCAAACGCAUGGCCUUCGAAUCUGUUUACGCCGACGGAGAUGAAAUCAAGGCCGUUCGAGCUGCAGCCAAGGCGUUUCGGGUCAUGGUCAGCAUCGGCUUUUCGGAGAAGGUUCGCUACAGCAGCGCGACACUCUUCAACUCGAACAUCCUAGUCGAUGAGCAGGGCGAGGUGGUCAUUCACCACCGAAAGUUGGUGGCAACCUUCUUUGAGAAGCUGACCUGGGCACCCGGCGAUGGCUACGGGCUGCGUGUGGCAGAGACAAAGUACGGAAAAAUCGGCGCCCUGGUCUGUGGCGAAAACACGAAUCCGCUCGCUCGCUAUGCUCUCAUAUCCCAGGGCGAGCAGAUUCACAUUUCGACGUGGCCUGCGGUCUGGCCAACCCGACUACCGAAGGACACCGCCGACAACGGCAAAGCAGACUAUGACAAUGUUGCUGCCAACCGCACACGCGCUGCUGCUCACUGUUUCGAGGCGAAGUGCUUUGGCGUGCUUUGCGCUGGUGUCCUAGGCAAUGAUGCCAUCCAGGCCAUUACGGACGGAGCGCCGCAGCUCGAAGGAGUGCUUGAGCAGGCUCAGCGCGGAGCGACCAUGUUUCUUGACCCCACGGGGGCCCCGCUUCCUUCAUUCGUGGUGAACAAGGAUACCCACGCGAAGGAGGCUGUCGAGUUCCUGCAGAAAACUGAGGGAAUCUUGUACGCGGACAUAGACCUUGAUGACUGCAUUGAGGGAAAGCAGUAUCAUGAUGUUGUUGGGGGUUAUCAACGGAUGGACGUGUUCGAGUUCAAGGUGGACAGGACGCGCCGACACCCCGCCAUAUUCACCGGCUUACCAGCGAGUGUCUCUUCAGUUGGUGAUGACGUGCCCUCAAAGUAA
This is a messenger RNA of Verticillium dahliae VdLs.17, 1074 nucleotides long. Its product is annotated as nitrilase. NCBI's taxonomy places the organism in Eukaryota, Fungi, Ascomycota, Sordariomycetes, Glomerellales, Plectosphaerellaceae. Gene Ontology annotation, molecular function: catalytic activity. The record is from RefSeq and is a predicted model, not a curated record. The coding region runs from base 1 to 1074 and encodes 357 amino acids. The transcript has a single exon.